This is a messenger RNA of Stegodyphus dumicola, 2667 nucleotides long. Its product is annotated as zinc transporter foi-like. Gene Ontology annotation, biological process: zinc ion import across plasma membrane; intracellular monoatomic cation homeostasis. Gene Ontology annotation, molecular function: monoatomic cation:bicarbonate symporter activity; zinc ion transmembrane transporter activity. Lineage: Eukaryota; Metazoa; Arthropoda; Arachnida; Araneae; Eresidae. Gene Ontology annotation, cellular component: plasma membrane. The record is from RefSeq and is a predicted model, not a curated record.
GAAUACAUUUUUUUUCUUGUAUUUUUUUGCUAUAAGUCAGCGGUCUGUUGUAUUUGGAUAAGUAACCGAAAAUGGCUCGUUUUUUCAGAGAGCAGGACAUUGAUGGUAGUAUUUUGUGGUGUCUGGGAAAGAAAGAAACUUCUGUCUAAAGAAUGUAUUAUUGGUCCAUGAUGUGCUUUUCAAGUUCCAUCAUUUGUUUGUUGAUAGUCACUACGAGUCACAGUAGUGUCAUCUCUUCCACUGACUACCUAAAGAAUCACAAUGAAUCCAGAUUUCAUGAUACUUCUCACCUCUCCAGUAAGAAUCUCACAAAAUAUGGUCACGAUCGGCAUCAGGCAUCUGGAAGUUUUGAGAGCAUGUUGGGUGGCUCCUACCAGACAAAGUCAACAAAGAAAGGCCCACUUUCAUCUUUUGAAACACUGAGAACCAUAAAGUCCAGCAGUCAAAUGAAGCGGAAUACUCGAGCAGCAGCUGAUGACUUAAUUCUUCCUCUUCCAAAAAUGCAAAGAAGAAGCAGUCAUGCAGAUCAUGACCACUCAUCAAAACCAUUGACAUCGUCUUCCAAAGUGGAGAAACGAAAGACGAGUGCUCACAGUCAUAUGCAUCAUCAUCAUAAUGAUACUGAUGAUAGUGAAGAUCAUCAUGACAUAAGUGAUGAAGAUCACAAUAUAAAUGGUGAAACUCAUCAUCAUCAGGAUUCUCAUGAAAGAUCUCAUGCUAGUGAUAUUUCCGACAGUGAUGAAGAUCAUCAUCAUCAUUCUAGUGAAAUGUCAUCAUCUGAAAAUGAAGGUAACGAUGAAAAUUCUGUGAAAGAAGGAGGUCUUCCAGAUGGUCAUAGCAGUAAUCAUGAUGGUCAUUCUUGUGAUCAUCAUCAUGAGCAUGGAGAGGAGCAUUCUAGUGAUGUAGCACCAUCUGCUGAUUUUCAUCAACAUUUUGCUGCAUCGAGUCGAAACAUAUCAGGGAAAGAAUGGCUCUAUGCAUCUCUAGCAGUUAUAAUAAUCAGUCUUUGUGGCUUGUUCAGUGUCGCUGUCAUUCCCAUCAUGCAGAAGUGGUUUUAUCACACUUUGCUUCAGUUUCUAGUUGGAUUGGCUAUUGGAAGCUUGUCUGGAGAUGGUCUUCUGCACCUUAUGCCCCAUGCUAUACUUGAUGGUGAAGAUACACAUGACCACAGCAAGGAAAACAGUCAUCACCAUACGAAUGGGGUAUCAUUACAAUCCAUGGAAAAAACAGCCAUUUGGCGUGGUCUUGCUGCGCUUGGUGGCAUUUUUCUCUUUUUUAUAGCUGAACGCCUUCUAGGAGCUCUAACUACUUACAGGAGACGGAAAAAAGAAGCAAAGUUGUCCAGACAUCCUAAAAACAUGCUUCCUGUGUUACCAAAAGAAGAAGGUGCUAACAAUGGAAAUGUGGGUGAAAAACUUGCACAACCUAAGAAGAAUUCCUAUGAUCACAUUAAGGACAAAGAUGAAAAAGAAACAAUACAGAUGCUCCAAACUGAAGCAACACCUUCAAAGAAAGGCUCGAAUCAAUCAGUUCAUGAAAUUGGGUUCCACGGCCGAUCCAGCUUUAGCCUUGAGCCCGAGGUGAGCGUAGCUUAUAGACCAGAUUCUGAAAGUUCUGUCAUUGUGUCUGAACAUCAUGGCCAUGGGCAUGGUCAUAGUCAUGAAAUACCUCAAUCGGUAACCGCAGUAGCAUGGAUGGUCAUCAUGGGAGAUGGACUUCAUAACUUUUGUGAUGGCCUAGCAAUUGGUGCAGCAUUUGCAUCUGGAGAUGCAGAUGGUAUCAGCACAACUGUAGCUGUAUUUUGUCAUGAACUGCCUCAUGAACUUGGGGACUUUGCGAUGCUACUAAAAACAGGCAUGAAGGUCAAACAAGCCUUGUUUUAUAACGGUCUCUCUUCUGUUCUUUGUUUUGUGGGGAUGGUGAUAGGUGUUUCUUUAGGUAAUGUUCAUUCUGCAACUAGUUGGGUCUUUGCAGGCACUGCUGGAAUGUUCCUUUAUAUUGCACUUGUUGAUAUGCUACCGGAACUGACGUCGCCAACUAAUGAUCCGGGACCAGCUGCAUUAACCACUCUGCUUGUUCAAGUUUUGGGCAUAGCUAUUGGAAUUUGUGUCAUGCUUCUUAUUGCGCUCUAUGAACACGAACUGCAUUCUAUAGUCAGCUGAUAACAACAUGGAGGGACUAGUCAUUCGCAUUUUUUGCUUCUUUAUGGCUUCCUGCGGUGUUUGGCGUACAUAUCUUUCUCUAAGAAUGGUAAUGAAGUGCAGGAAUUGGGAUCAGUGCACUAAUUAUUUCAAGGAGAUGGCUUGCACCGAUGCUUUUCCAAUCAAAUGAAACUAACGUUGCCAUCUCGUCGAAGAAAAUACUCAGCUUGCCUACGAAACCUAGGCAGGUUUACCAUAUUUUCUCUUCUUGUUCUAUGCUGAGAUGGAGGUUCUUGGUGCUGCGUCGCCAUUUCUGGGAUUAAGGUAUUUUUUGACACACAGAUAUACAGUAUUAACGCUAUUUAACAAGGUACUUAAACUACCACGUGAUCACUAAAUAUGCAAGAUGUGACUGAGUUGAUCGUCUUAAGCAAGUUUUCCAUCUUGUUGACUGUUGAUAUAUGCCUGUUUUUUUGUAUUUCAUUGUUACAGAGAUCGUGUUGUAAAUAAAUGAAUUUGUCUUUUC